AUGCCUGCCUUCCCGUUCGCCGAUCUCCCUACGGAGAUGCGCAAAAAAAUUGUGCUCCACGCGCUCCCCUCAGUCACCGUACCAUUUCGGUACUCAUAUAGCAGUAUCGCAUGGGUCCAUGACAACUACGAGGAACGAACCUUUAAGGCACUUCAAGAGACAAACAACGACAUCGCUUCGCUCGCAGAUCAAGUGCGCUGCUUGAAGGCUGUGGGCUGCGAUGGGGGUGUCGUCAUGUCUAGCAUCCGUGGCGUGCCCUUCCGUAUCGACCCCCUUCACGAUACUCUCCAGGUUGUCGACAUGCGACUGCCUGCACUUCGGCCUUCUAUGUCCUGGGAUCCACGAGCUACCCAAGGUUACCAUCGUCAUGCCUUGCCCGUCGAGAAUGUGCUGAGUGUAUCUCGCGCUGUCUCGCUCCGCCGAGGAGAAGCUCCUCCGGAAACUGACGGCCAGAGCGACGGUUCCGGCCAUGGGUCAAACCAGGGUGGGCCGUCUGACGCUCCGCCAGAGACAUACUUUGAGAUGUCGAUGGAGAACGAUAUUCCAAUUUUCUCCCGCCUACCAAAAAUCAAGAAACUCUCUCUGAUCAUCGAGAACGUUGGCCGAGAAUGGAACAUCGAAGGGUUCCAAAUGUUUGGACCUGACGUAGUUGGACCCCGGUUUCACGGCAACGAUUGGGGCAUAGCACGCGCCGGCGAACACUCAGUGGCCGCCCAAGACCACUUUAUCAACCGUGGAAUCCGGGCAGACUCCAGAACUCCAUGGAGAUUUGUGAAUGGCUGGGAUUACCUCAGCCAUCCAGAGGAUGUCUCACCAUUCUCACCCGGAGACGCGCGCUUCUCCCCACCAAACAUCGGCUUUUACGGGUACAGCCGUGGCAACGUGUCCCUUGGGGGACAGUGGGCCGGCUUCCGGCUUUGGGUCGCGGAGAACAAAGUUGAGUUCAGCCCGCUCUCUUGGUGGGAGGUUGAGCCUCUAAUUAGAGAAUACUACUCCAUCGAAGAACGCGGUUACUAUACAUGCCACCCCGGCUUCGUUGCGCGCGUGUGGGUGAUCCGGUCCGAAAAGGAUCUCGAGGAAACCAAGCGACCUCACCAUCAUUGGAUGGAGGUGCGUGAGGCGGAGAUUGGGGAUCCCGCAUAUAUUGAACAGAUUUGCACCACCUGGAAGAUGGUGCGUGGCAUGCUUUCUCGCGUUCGCGGCGCGGUAAGCGUCGAGGAAGAGAAUGAAUCGAACCUAGCUGAAGGUUACUACUCUCUACAAAUGGAACCCGUGGAGUAG
Molecule: messenger RNA, 1281 nt
Organism: Fusarium tjaetaba
Lineage: Eukaryota; Fungi; Ascomycota; Sordariomycetes; Hypocreales; Nectriaceae
Exons: 2
Coding region: 1-1281 (426 amino acids)
Source: RefSeq, a predicted model, not a curated record